Molecule: messenger RNA, 2053 nt
Organism: Diospyros lotus (date-plum)
Lineage: Eukaryota; Viridiplantae; Streptophyta; Magnoliopsida; Ericales; Ebenaceae
Product: PHD finger protein MALE MEIOCYTE DEATH 1
Exons: 3
Coding region: 1-2040 (679 amino acids)
Source: RefSeq, a predicted model, not a curated record
AUGUCGAUCCCAGUCUUUCAAGGUGGCAAGAAGAAGCGAGGAACGCCAAAAAUUUACGGAUUCCACACGUUCGGGCACGCCGGCUGCCCAAUCGAGCCGAAGGGUCCGUUCCGCGAUAACGUCCGAGCGUUUCUUCAAGAAUGCGCUGAACCAGAAGGCUACAAUGUCGACGGGAUGCCGGUUUGGUGCACCUCUCUGGUCGACGAGAGCAGGGGAUUCUUGGUUCCCCUCUACACCAUUGAAGAAAAUGUCAAGCAUUCUCUAACCCCCUUUUGCGACCGCUGUCGCUGCACCGGUUGGAGCCGCCAUUUUGUGUCGAAACGGAAGUAUCAUAUGAUAAUUCCGGUGGAUAAUGAGUGGGAUAAGCCUCUGGAUGAUGGUGUUUUUGAUCUUCAAACCCAUCUCUUGCAUGGCUUGAUUCAUUGUAAUGGGUUUGGCCAUCUGCUCUGCAUCAAUGGAAUCGAAGGCGGGUCCAAGUAUCUCUGCGGCAGAGAAGUGAUGGAUCUUUGGGAUCGUAUAUGCAAUAAUCUUCAUGCUUGGAAAAUUACAGUGGAGGAUGAGUCGAAGAAGAGGAUGAUGGACCUUCGGUUGCUUCACGGGGUGGCUUACGGGCACCCGUGGUUCGGCCGGUGGGGAUAUAGAUUCUGCCGUGGAAGCUUUGGGGCCACUGAACACAAAUAUGAAAGGGCGGUUGACUUUCUCAGCUCGUUGGAACUGGAGAAGAUCAUCCUCGAUUUCAGCGCCACGAAUCGAUACAGAGAUGUCAAGCAAAUAGUUUGUUAUUACAGAGACUUGAGUGAAACCAAAUUGAUCACUCUCAGAGAUCUACUCAGAUUCAUGUUGACUCUCAAGUCUCGAGUUCCAUUCGACCGAAAACUUGCUAUUUUGGCUUGUGCAUCGUCUGCCUGUGGAAAGCCUUUGACAAGAACAACUCUACAAUGCAAGCACGUGGUGAUGAGGGAAAGAGCUGCCAAGUGCAGAAAGUUUUCUAAUGUGGCUGCCAAUUUAGAUAGCCGGUGGCCAGUGAGAAGAUUGGAGUACGCGGCCAACGUGAUUGUGAGUGCAUUGAAGGAGAAGAAAGCAACGAACAGGUCUAUUGAUGCCGGGAUGACCAGGCAGGAAGCACGAGAUGCUGCUCGCCUGCACAUUGGUGACACCGGCUUGAUUGACUAUGUGUUGAAAUCGAUGAACAACGUAAUUGUUGGAGGCCUGGUUGUUCGCCGUGCUGUGAAUCCAACAACUCGGGUCUUGGAAUACACGAUUCAGGAACUCGGGGAUGAGAUUCGAGUCAAUGACCCCGAGCCAAAAAUAGUCCAUGAGCCUAUCCCCGCACCUGCUGUGGCGCCCGGCGUUGAUGUUUACACUGAUGUGACCUAUUUGUACAAGAACAUACUACUUGAUUACCCUGAAUCUGAAGUAGUCGGAUUAGGUGUUCAAACUAUUCUGGACACCAAACACUUCGUGAAGGAGUGGCCUUUUAAGGAUGAAGACGAUGAGUUACUGAGAUAUGAUUGUCGGAUACUGCCAAGUUUGAGUGACCUAGAGAACGAAAUGGUAAGGGAAUUCUCACCUGGUGAACAGAUUGUACUUCCCCUGCAUGCUACAAUUGGUGAACUGAAGGAAGCAAUGCAGGCUGCAAUGAGGGACACUUACUGUGUCACUGAGCAAAUACUGAUAACAGACAUAGAAAGAAUGGAGGAAAUGGAGGAUGGGGAAGUGCUGUUCGGUGCCAUUGAGCCUGGUUCGGAGCUCUGGCUGAGAGCGCAGGGGUUGGAUCUGGAAACAGAGCUUAAGUACGAAGGCGGGGCUGACAAUUGGACGGUCAGGUGCAGGUGUGGAGCGAGGGACGAUGAUGGGGAGAGGAUGGUGGCGUGUGACAUAUGCGAAAUAUGGCAGCACACUCGCUGCAGUGGCAUAGAUGACGCUGAGGCUGUGCCACCCCUGUUUGUGUGUUCUAAGUGCUGCGCUUCUCUGAUGCCGUCCCGAGCGCAGCCUAGCUUCGAGUUUGAGGAUUUUGUGAUGGAGCCCCUUGAGUGCUAAUAAGUUUUCAGGC